Leptosomus discolor (cuckoo roller) is the source of this 695-nucleotide messenger RNA. It is a transcript of the gene PACRGL, whose product is annotated as parkin coregulated like. The record is from RefSeq and is a predicted model, not a curated record. NCBI's taxonomy places the organism in Eukaryota, Metazoa, Chordata, Aves, Leptosomiformes, Leptosomidae.
GAAACAAUGUUCUAAGAAUGUCAUCAGGCAUCCAAAGAAAAACAAAGACUGCAGGACAAAGCAAGACAUCUUCUCCUUUGCCAUGUUGUCCAGAACCUGCAAUUAAACCACAGCCAAAGCCUAGUGACAAGCUGAAUCCUAAAACUAUUGAUCCGUUCGAUUCUUACUCUCGACCGUCUUCUGCAUUUGCUGCUAUAUAUGCUAAAGGUGGCAUUCCAUGCAGGUUAGUGCAUGGCUCAGUAAAGCACAGGCUGCAAUGGGAAUGCCUUCCUGAAACUGUUCCUUUUGAUCCUCUACUUGUAACACUGGCAGAGGGUCUGAGAGAGACAAAACAUCCCUAUACAUUUGUUUCAAAGGAGGGUUUUAAAGAAUUACUUAUGGUUGGAGGUGCUGCUGAAAAAGCAAUUCCUUUGUUGCCUCGUCUAGUUCCAGUGUUAAAGGCUGCAUUGGCGCAUUCGGAUGAUGAAGUAUUUGGAAGGGGAUUGGAUGCUUUAGUUCAACUGAGUGCUGUUGUUGGCCCAUCUCUUAAUGAUCAUCUUAAGCAUCUACUCACAAAUCUUUCUAGGAGAUUAAUGGACAAGAAAUUUAGAGAAAAAAUUACUGUUACUUUGCAAAAGUUGGAGCAAUAUGGUGGCAAGGCAACUGUGGCUAUCAUCAAAUCUAAAAUUCCAACCUAUUGUUCUAUCUCUUGUUGA